Molecule: messenger RNA, 1896 nt
Organism: Caenorhabditis remanei
Lineage: Eukaryota; Metazoa; Nematoda; Chromadorea; Rhabditida; Rhabditidae
Exons: 11
Coding region: 1-1896 (631 amino acids)
Molecular function (GO): 5'-3' DNA helicase activity
Source: RefSeq, a predicted model, not a curated record
AUGUCGUUGAAAAGCAAGCUCGGGUAUCAACUGAAUUACGGGAUAAAAUGUACAUUCUCUACAUCCACACAUGCACUAAAAAGAAGUUCUCGAGUUCUCAAGAAACAACCCAAGAACAAAAUUUCUCUUGCACCAGCGUUUACAGAAAGCUUGAAAAAAUGGCCGAAACUUUUAGACGCAGAAAUUGAUGCUCAGUUUGAAAAGCUGGAUGAGCUCAUUCGAAACAAGUCGGAUUGGAGAGAGAUCGAAGAACGAGGUUUAUGCAUCGGAAACCUAAUAAUCACCUCAAAACAUCAUGAUGUCUACAAUGGAAGUGUGGUUUCACUGACAGGAGAUUCAAUAAUUGAAACCAGAUGGCUCAAGAAUGGUAUUCCAGUUUUGCUAAAUAGAAUCGAUUCCGAUGGACGUUUGAAAAAAAUAACGGAAGGUCAUGUUAUCGAUACUACGAAUGGAAUUCUAAAAUUAUGUAUCUAUUGUGAUGAAUAUAUCGACUUUUCAACGACGAAUUAUGUUCUAAUACCAUCUCGAAACGGCGGAGCAACUAAGUUUCUGCAAAGCAUUCUAAAAGAUCCAUCAACUCUAUCCAGUGACAGUGUUCACUUGAUCAAUCUCGCCUACAGAGCCAUAACUAUGCCUUCAAUUCAUGGACCACCGGGAACCGGAAAAACGAGAGUAAUCGCCGAGAUCGUACAUCACCUAUUGAAAAAGAAAAAGAAAGUUCUUGUUUGUGCCCCGACACACGUUGCAGUCAGGAAUGCUAUGCAGGCUACGAUGAGAAGAAUGCUUCUGGAAAUUCCGGCAAAUAUUGUUGAAGCACAGGUGUGCACAUUAAACAGUUUGAGAGACGAAUUCCAGCAACAUCAGUUUUUUCCAAAAUUAUUAGCAGCGAAUGAACGACUGGCUAAAACAAAUAAGAAUGAUCCCGAAUACAAAAAAGUUUCUCGUGAAUAUUACUAUCUGUGGUUAUCUAUUGUUCGCAGUAUUUAUUCACCGCGUCAGGCUAUAUACUCAACCCUGGGCACUUCUUCUAUCCAGAAGCUGAACGAAUAUGGCUGGAAAGCGGAUGUGAUGAUUGUAGAUGAAGCUGCUCAAUGUACAGAACCUGCUACUUGGGUUCCUGUUCUAACAACUCCGUCAUGCAAAAAAUUGAUUCUUGUGGGCGAUCAGAAACAACUUCCAGCAGUUGUUUUUUCUGAAAAAGCAAUGCAAGAAAAUAUGAAAGUGUCGUUGAUGGAGAAACUUGCUAGAGAGUUCGCAAGUAAUAAUAUCAAUAUUCUACUGAAUGAACAAUACCGAAUGAAUGAAAAGAUUAUGAACUGGCCGAAUGAAAUCUUCUACGACAACAAGCUUACAGCUCAUUCAAGUGUCGCCGACAUCACGUUGAGAGAUAUUUGUCCUAACAUUCCAGAAGGUUUUGUUCUUAAUAACCCAAUUCUCAUGAUUGAUAUGGAAAAAUUCGAAAAUAAAUCUCAGGAGGAAUGUCUGGAACCAUUUUCAUACUCAAAUACCGGCGAAAUCAAUGUGAUAAAAGAUUACGUGAUUCGGCUAGUAGCGGAUGUGGGCGUGGACCCAAAGGAUAUUGCAGUAAUUGCUCCAUACUACGCUCAGAUUGAGAGACUUCGUUCGGAGAUACCCUUCCGCGUUGAUAUCAAUACUGUUGAUGCCUUUCAAGGAUCUAUCGGUUUCUUGAGAGAAACUCGACGAUUGAAUGUUGCUGUCACUCGCGCUAAAAGACAAUUUGUACUGAUUGGAAGUAGUCGAAUGAUGAUGCGACGGAACAAAGAUCUACGAAAACUUUACAAGUAUCUCAAAUCAGAAAAGGUUGUGUUUGGACCAGAGAUCUUCGAUAACUUCGUAGACGCUGGACUUCCAUCAAUGAACAGAAGAUCAGAUUAA